Messenger RNA from Cannabis sativa, 3466 nucleotides. RefSeq lists its product as uncharacterized. The transcript has 3 exons. The coding region runs from base 437 to 3175 and encodes 912 amino acids. The record is from RefSeq and is a predicted model, not a curated record. NCBI's taxonomy places the organism in Eukaryota, Viridiplantae, Streptophyta, Magnoliopsida, Rosales, Cannabaceae.
CACCCACAAACGAUGUAGUAUUAGUAUAGGAGUAGAAAACCCUAUCCCUCUUUUUCGUCUUUCUGAUCUCACUUCUCCGGCGACCUAAGACCUAACGGGGGGAACUCUCUGCUCUCACCCUCUCCGCUCCCGUCGUCGUCCUCCGCCGCAGGCCCCAGACGCUAAAAGGCCUCUCGUUUCUCCAUAGAAGCUACACUUUUGGAAUGGUGGGAUCUGUGAUGUUACAGUAUUCAGUUUCCUUUCCUAGGGUUUAGUACAUGGUUGUGUUGUAAAGGGUCUUGGUGGAGAGUCUUUAGUAUGCACAUAAAGGCUUCAAGCAUAUGAACUUGGGCAUGUUGUUGAAGAAGCAAUUUGGUGUUCUGAUGUAAUAAUUUUGUUUUCACGACAUCCAAGCAAUUUAAUUCCUUAGAUUGGGUUCAGCUUUUCCUUAUUAUUUAUGGAGUGUAAUAAGGAAGAGGCCCUGAGGGCCAGGGAGAUUGCUGAAAAGAAGAUGGAAAGUAAGGAGUUUGCGGUAGCUCGCAAGAUUGCUUUGAAGGCCCAACAACUUUAUCCUGAUGUUGAGAAUAUUUCUCAGUUGCUUAUGGUCUGUGAUGUACAUUGCUCUGCCGAACAUAAAAUAACAGGGGAUGAGAUGGACUGGUAUGGAAUCCUUCAAGUCGAGGAGAAUGCAGAUGAGUCUACAAUUAAGAAGCAAUAUAGGAAGUUUGCUCUCCAACUUCAUCCUGAUAAAAAUAAGUUUGCUGGUGCUGAAGCUGCUUUUAAGCUGAUUGGGGAAGCUCAGAGAAUACUAUUGGACAAAGAUAAGCGCCUCAUGCAUAAUAUGAGACGCAAGUGUUCAAUGAGCAGAAGGGCUGCAACUUAUUUUCCUGCUCGUCAGGUCAAUCGGACCUCAAAUGUGGUUGUGGUUCCACACAGUAGUAGAGGCAACUUCUCUGGUGUGAAUGCUCAUAAUCAGCAGCAGCAACAACCUGUUAAUCUAGGGAACCUAGAUCCCAGAACAACUUUUUGGACUGAAUGCACCUUUUGUUUUGUAAGGUACCAGUACUAUAAAGACGUUCUUAAUAAAUCUCUUCGAUGUAAUAAUUGCCAGAGGUCUUUUGUGGCAUGUGACCUAAAUACACCAGCAGCAGCUAAUUUUAGUAAACCAGUAUUCCCUCAACGAAAAGACAGUACUCAGAAAGUGGAAUCACAUGUCCGUCGAAACUUUGGCACUGGGAGUUUGAAUCCAGAAUCUGUUCAAAAAGCAGGUAAGAAGGCAUCAUCUACUUCACGCGUUGACAGAAGAAAGAUGAAUGACAAAAGAGAAAGGAAACGUGCUCGAGAUAAGAGCGAGCUCUCUGAAUCUGAUGUAUCAGUCUCUGAAAGUAGCAGCGACUCUGAAGAAGAUAUGUCAAUUGAUGAGAACAUGUCUGAAUUUUCUGGAGAGCAAAAUCGACGAAGAUCUUCACGCCAUAAACAACAUGUCUCUUACAAGGAAAAUUUAAGUGAUGAUGAAGGUGGCUAUGUGAGUCCAAAGAGGGCAAAAGGGAAGAAAUUUGAGGGGGAGGAUGUUGAUCAAUCUAAAGAGAAGUCAGCGAAGGUUACAAGUUUGUCUGAUGAUACUACUUCUAAUGGGAAAGUAGAUGAGAAAGGGGUUAAACAAGAAGAAGGUGUACCUAACGGAAACAAGGCCGGUAAGAGUGAAGAGCCUAUAGAAAGUUCUGAAAAUUGUGUUGAUAUUGAUUCAAGCUUGGAGGAGACAUCAGACCAGGAAUUCCAUAAAUAUCUAGAUCCAGAUUUUAAUGACUUUGAAAAGGACAGGAAAGCAGGGUGUUUUGCAGUCGGGCAGAUAUGGGCUGCUUAUGAUGUUUUCAAUGCCAUGCCAAGGUUCUAUGCUCAGAUCAAAAGGAUUUACUCUCCCGGGUUCAAUGUGCUCCUAAACUGGUUAGAGCCAGAGCCAGCUAAUGAGUCCGAAUUAAAAUGGCAAUCUGCAGACAUGCCAUUUUCUUGUGGUAAGUUCAAGUCUGGGGCAACUGAGAAAACAGACAAUCGUCUUAUGUUCUCUCAUCUAGUUUCUUGGGAAAAAGGUAGUCGUAAAAAUAGUUUUUUGAUAUAUCCAAGAAAGGGGGAGAUCUGGGCUCUUUUUAAGGACUGGGAUUUUAACUGGAGUAGUGAUCGAGAUGCACAUCGUCAGUGUGAAUAUGAAUAUGUUGAAAUUUUGUUUGAUUAUGAUGCUGAUGUUGGAAUACAUGUUGCUCUAUUGAGCAAAGUAAAUGGGUUUGUGAGUAUUUUCAGUCGGGUGGAAAUGAUGGGAAAGAAGACAUUUCUUGUUCCCCCAGCUGAGCUAUUGAGGUUUUCCCACAUGAUUCCGUCCUAUAAAAUGAAAGGUACUGAAAGAGGAGUUCCAAUAGGAUCGUUCGAACUUGAUCCUGCUGCUUUGCCUCCAAUUAAAGACAGUGACACACAAAUGAACCAUUCGGUGCCUCAGCAUGACAUGCCAGCUCCAAGCCCACAAAAAGUGGAAAUCCCAGAUCCUGAGUUCUACAACUUUGAUGUUGAUAAAUCCAAAGAUAAGUUUCAGCUGGGUCAGAUCUGGGCAUUGUAUAGUGAUGAGGAUGGUUUGCCAAAAUACUAUGGUCAGAUUAAGAAAAUUGAUUUUCACCCAUCUCUCAAACUGCAUAUUUCAUGGCUUUCAUCUAUCGCCUUCUCAAGCAUUACUAGAUGGUCUGAUGAGGACAUGCCUGUUUCUUGCGGUAGAUUUAAGGUUUCAAAGGAGGGUCAGGCUUACGACGAUGUAACUUCUUUUUCGCAUCUAGUAAAAGCAGAGCCUACAGGUAGACGAAAUGAGUAUGACAUUCUCCCUGGGAAAGGUGAAAUUUGGGCAUUGUACAGGAACUGGAAUCCCAACCUCAACUCUAGUGAUUUGGAAAACUGUGAAUAUGACAUAGUGGAAGUUCUUUCAGCUACUGUUUUACUAAUAAAUGUUUUAGUUCUGGAACGUGUGGAUGGUUUUAGCUCAGUAUUUAAGACUCACAAGGAGGGAGGAUCAGCUAUUACAUGGAGUGUUCCCCAGGUUGAUUUUUUCAAGUUCUCUCACCAAGUUCCUGCCUUCCGUCUCACCGAGGAGAGAGGUGGCAAGUAUAGAGGCUUCCUUGAACUUGAUACCGCCGCCUUGCCAGUCCACUUUUUUUGUUAAACCUAGAUCCAGAAGCUUCUUAUAAAAAGGUGCACUACUUGAUACAAAAGAUUUCUGCACUAUGCAAUUUCUUAUUUGGAUCCAUGGUUUAGCUAGUUGCAUUCCAGAGAAAGUAGGAUCUUUGCACUUUUUUUUGUUGCAACUAAUGGUUUAUGUAUUGAUCCUUGAUAUUUCUUUGUGAAAGCCCCAAGUUCCAUUUAUUUAAAAGUUAAAACUCUGGUUUUUAUAUUUUUGCGUUCAAGAACUUUCUUUUCUUGGUUAACUCAUAAAUGUAUGAAGUAGAUUUUAACA